Molecule: messenger RNA, 3401 nt
Organism: Frieseomelitta varia
Lineage: Eukaryota; Metazoa; Arthropoda; Insecta; Hymenoptera; Apidae
Gene: Mms19
Product: MMS19 nucleotide excision repair protein
Exons: 9
Coding region: 261-3146 (961 amino acids)
Biological process (GO): iron-sulfur cluster assembly
Cellular component (GO): cytosolic [4Fe-4S] assembly targeting complex
Source: RefSeq, a predicted model, not a curated record
CCUAACCUGAAAUGUUAACAGAUACAAACGAGUUUUGAAUUGAAAUAAAACAAGUUUUACAAACAAUUUUUCAUUAUAUCUGAUAUUUCAUCGACGCAUUAUCCCGUGACGUAAUAAUUACCACCGGACACGUUCCAAUCAAAUUAUAUUUAAUAAUUUCAAAUAAAAAAAUUAAUUACGCUCGCGAUACUCGAUAGAAUUGUAUUUUAUUGAUAUACUAAGGUUAAGUAACGCAGUAAUACAGGAAGGCAUGAUUUGCAAUGGCUUCGCUUACAAGCAGUGUUUUUAAAGAAAGAUUUCUUGAUGCUUUUGAAGAGAACGAAGUAUUGAACGUAACGUGUCAAGAGAUCGCCUCAGAAAUACAGUCAGGACAUGCAAAACUUCAUGCAGUUGUGGAGGAACUCAAACCUUUUGUAACUGAAAAAGAUGUUACAAUGCGAGAGAAGGGCAUUUCUGCCCUCUCUACCAUUUUAUCCCAUUUGUCUAAGGAUUUCUUGAAUGAAGCUGAAUUGCGUUUUAUAACGUCAUUUUAUUGUGACAAAUUGAGAGAUCAUUAUAGCAUCAUAUCAGCAGUAUUAAGAGGAAUUCUGGCAAUUGUUCAAAUGGAUCAUUUGCCUAAGAAUUCGCCUGAACAUUUGCUUAGGGGUCUUUUUGAAAAUGUUCAGUGCCAAUCCCAAUUAUUAUCUGAACGCAAGAAUAUAUAUUUUAUACUUGCAACAUUAGUAGAAAAAAGGACAGAAGAUUUAAAAGCUAUGGGGCCAGAUUUUAUUUAUGGAGUCAUUACUACUAUAGAUGGAGAAAGGGAUCCCAGAAAUCUUAUGUUAUUAUUUAGCAUACUUCCACAUUUUAUGAAACAAUUCUCAUUAGGCCAUUUAACUGAAGAAAUGUUUGAAGUCAUUGCAUGUUAUUUUCCAGUUGACUUCAAUCCUUCUGGAACAGAAGGAGUAACACGUGAUGAUUUGGCAGAAAAAUUGGCACCUUGCCUUUGUGCUAUACCAGAAUUUGCUGAAUUUUGUAUGCCACUUAUAAUUGAUAAAUUGUUCUCCAACCUCAGAGUUGCUAAGUUAGACUCUUUAAGUCUAUUGCACAGAGGUGUAAAGAUAUUUGGUGUGAAUGGCAUAAAAAACCAUUUGACCGAAUUAUGGUCUGUUUUAAGAAAAGAAAUUGUGCCAGGUGGAGAUUCAGAAUUAAAAAAUGCAAGUUUGAAAGCAGUUACGUCUGUAAUUGAUGUUAUAUCGAGCAAUAUUAAAGUUUGUGAAAAUUUCAUAGAUCAUAUAAUCACAGAUGUAAAUUCAUCUUUGUAUGAUGUGCAACUCAGUUUAUUUAAACCAUCUGUGGAAUUGCUAGAAUGCGUGGCAAUGGUCAAUAAAGAAUCAUGUAUACAAGUACUAAAAAUAAUAGUACCAUUAUGUGUUGGCCAAUAUUCUACUAAAACUUCAAUAACUGAUAAAAUAAUUUUAAUCAAAACAUUAAAUAAUUUUGUUAAAAUUGCCUCUGAUCAUGGAUUUACUAUUAAGGAUGUUCCAGAAUUGGCGUGGACAGAUAUACCAAACUUAUAUUUAAAUGAAUUAUCAACAAAAAAUAUGGAAUUACAAUCAAAAAUAUUACUUGGUUUAAAAAUACAAAAAGCGUAUUUAAACGAAGCACAUCGUAUUUUAUUUUAUGAUAAAAUUUGCGAUUUAAUUGGAAUAAAUUAUAAUGAAGUAAAGAUACUUUGUCAUUCAUCUCUUUUAAGUUUUGCUACAUUGUAUCCACACGAGAUAUCAACUUUGAUCAAAGAAAAAUUUCAAUUAAAUGCUGAUGAGAAGAAAACAGAAAUACAGACUUGUAAACUAGAAGUACUAGCAACUGUUGCUAAAACAUAUAAAUUAGGUAUUGAAGUUCUUCCACAAAUUGUAUUACAAACAAAUAUUACGAAUACUGACAUAAGCUUUACAGCUCUAACAUGUCUUCACAGGCUAGUUGCUACAGAAAAUAUUAAUUAUGAUGUCCAAUACUAUCUAUACAAUGAAUGCAAUAUUAUUGAAAAAUUGACUACCCUUAAUAUUAAUCCUACGGAUCAAAGAUUAGAUUUAGUUUUAAAUAUUUGUCGAUUAAUUGUACGAAGUCUUACACUUGAAGAGCAACAAAAUGUUGUCAACAAAUACUUUCCAAUUUUAAGUGACAAAAAUUCGGAAGUUGAUGCCGCUUUAAUAAUGAAUAUUUUUAUUCCCUUACGUCAAAAUGUUGAUUUAGCAAUAAAUACAAAUCUAUUACAAAAUCUAUACAAUUUAGCACUUAACAGUCAACAUUCAAAUAUAAGACUCAUAACAUGUAAAUUUAUUGCUGUAAUAUUAAACAAAAUUAAUGACAAUAAUGAAUGUUUCCAACGUGCUUUAUCUUAUUUUAAAGAAAUAAUAAAUAAUAAUUUAAAUUUAAAUACUAAUAUUAAAAUAAUGCAAGCAGCAGCUUCUCUACAAAUCUGGUUAACAAAAGCCAUAAUUACGAAAGGUUCCUCAGAUGUUGAAAUAUUUUUAAAUGAGCUUACCAAUGUUUUGAAACAUGACCAAAUAGGCCAACAUAUCGCACAAGAAUAUAAAAUUUUGACAAAUAGACACGAGGAUAGUUUGGUAGAAGAAAAUUUUUGUAACAUCAAAAUUUUUUAUAAACAAAGGGUAUUUGAACACUUAAUUAAAAAAAAUUCUGAAUUCAGAAACACAUCAAGGCAGAAUUAUUUAAGUGCAGUUGUACAGCUGUUAGAAGAAAUACCUUUGAAGCUCUUAUUUAUGUAUUUAACUAAGUUGGUCCCACUUUUAAUAGAAUCUUUAUCUCUUGAUAAUGAACAAAUAAUUCUUUUAACAUUAACAACAUUAAAUCUCUUAUUGGAGACUAAACACAGUAUUUUUUCUGAUAAAAUACAAAGUUUUGUACCAAGGUUGUUAAAGUUAUCUACCUAUAAAAUGAUGAGAAUCAGGAUAGCAGCUUUAGAAUGUCUAACAAAUUAUUGUAAUUAUCCGACGAUUGUUAUUAAUAUAUACAAACAAGAUGUAUUAGAGAAAUUAUUAAUUCCAAUUGAUGAUCGAAAACGUUUAGUCCGAAAAGCCGCAGUAAAUGCAAGAUCACGAUGGUUUUUAGUUGGUGCGCCAGGAACAAUGAAAGAACAAUGAUCUGAUUAUUGUUACAUUAAAUUUGUCACCAUAAAUUCAUAAAUGCGUUUAUUUUUAUCUAAUAAAGUUAUUUUGUAUAUUUUUAAAGUUAUAUACAUGAGUGUAAUUUGAUAUAUGCAUUUAUAUAAAACAAAUGAUUUCUCUUAGUGUACUACUUUUUCUUGUAAGAGCAAAGAAACUGAUUCAUCAUAUUGUAUUUGUCCUAUAUAUUGUAUAUAAUGUACAUAAUUGAAUAAAGAAUUGAUUUCUAUAAUA